Molecule: messenger RNA, 2604 nt
Organism: Aphidius gifuensis
Lineage: Eukaryota; Metazoa; Arthropoda; Insecta; Hymenoptera; Braconidae
Gene: ACOX1
Product: probable peroxisomal acyl-coenzyme A oxidase 1
Exons: 3
Coding region: 317-2344 (675 amino acids)
Biological process (GO): lipid homeostasis; fatty acid beta-oxidation using acyl-CoA oxidase
Cellular component (GO): peroxisome
Molecular function (GO): fatty acid binding; acyl-CoA oxidase activity; FAD binding
Source: RefSeq, a predicted model, not a curated record
AAAGAGAGCGAGUAACAGAACAACAAAAAAAAAAAACAACGUUAAUCUACUAUUUCUAUUUCCUAGUAUAAGCAAAGUGGUGUGUUAAAAAUGUAAAAAAGCUGACUUCUGAGCUCAGUGUGUCAUUCGUCGUCCUCGUCAGCUGCGUCAGUGGAUAAAUAAAUAAUAAACAAAUAUUUAUAAUAUUAUUUUGAAACACUUUAAAUUGAGCAAACAAAUAAAACCACUCAAGCAAAACAAAGUGAAAGUUGUAAGAUUAAAUUUAGAUUGUUUGUAAACACUUCAACAUCUUUAAAUUGCACCAUCAUCUGUUAACAUGGAGACAACAAUCCAAAACAAAAAAACAAUCAACAAUGAUUUGCUACGAGAAAGAGAACAAUGUAAUUUUGAUCCAACUGAAUUGACUCAUCUUCUUGAUGGUAGUCCUGAAAAAACAAAAAUUCGUCGUUCACGAGAGGAAUAUUUUCUAAGUGAUCCAGAGUUGAAAGAUGAAAUACCAGCAGUAUAUAAAAGUCACAAAGAAAUUUAUGAGGAUGCUGUUAGAAAAGGAUGUUUGGUAUUGCAAAAAAUUAAUCAUUUACAAGAAAUUGGAAAAGGAGAUAUGGACAUGUACUCACAAUUAUUGGGUGGUUCAUUGGGCUCAGCAAUAUUAAAAGAUGGUAAUCCAUUGACUCUGCAUUAUGUUAUGUUUAUACCAACAAUAAUGGGACAAGGUUCAUCUGAACAACAAGGAUACUGGAUGCCACGUGCAUGGUCUUGUAAUAUUAUUGGUACAUAUGCACAAACUGAACUUGGACAUGGAACAUUUAUAAGAGGCCUUGAAACAACAUCAACAUAUGAUCCAAAAACAAAAGAAUUUAUAUUAAAUAGUCCAACAAGAACAUCAUACAAAUGGUGGCCUGGUGGAUUAGGACAAACAGUUAAUUAUGCUGUUGUUGUUGCACAAUUAUAUACUAAAGGUGAAUGUAAAGGUAUACAUCCAUUUAUUGUACAAUUACGUGAUGAAGAAACUCAUGAACCACUUGAUGGUAUUAAAAUUGGUGAAAUUGGAGCAAAACUUGGUAUGAAUGCAACAAAUAAUGGUUUUCUUGGUUUUGAUAAUGUUAGGAUACCACGUGAAAAUAUGUUGAUGAAAAAUUCACAAGUACUUGAAGAUGGUACAUAUGUUAAACCAGCAACCGAUAAAUUAACAUAUGGAACAAUGAUGUUUGUUAGAGUUGUUAUAGUUAAAGAUUUAUCAAGAUAUUUAUCAAAAGCUGUUACAAUUGCAAUAAGAUACAGUGCAAUUAGACGACAAAGUCAAAUUAAUACAAAUCAAGGUGAAUGUCAAAUAAUUGAUUUUGUAACACAACAAUAUAAAUUAUUUCCUAAUUUAGCAACAAGUUUUGCUAUUCUACUGGCAUCAACAGCAAUAUGGGAUAUGUAUAAUAAAGUAUCAGUUGAAUUGAAUGAAGGUGCAUUAGAAAGAUUACCAGAACUUCAUGCAUUGUCAUGUUGUUUAAAAGCAGUUGCAUCAUCAGAUGCAGCCAGUGGAGUUGAACAGCUACGUUUAGCUUGUGGUGGUCAUGGUUAUAUGGAUUCAAGUAAUUUACCAGCAACGUAUGGACUUGUCACAGCUGUUUGCACAUAUGAAGGUGAAAAUACUGUAUUGCUAUUACAAACAGCACGUUAUCUUGUUAAAGUAUGGAAACAAUCAGCUACUGGUAAAUUAUUACCACCAACUGUACAAUAUUUAUCACAAAUAUCACAACAAAAAACAAAAAAGAAAAUAUGGAAAAACACAUUGACAUGUAUGAUUAUUGCUCAUCAAGCUGUUGCUACUGGUAAAAUUAAAAUAGCAACAAAACAUAUGGAUGAUAGAAUUAAAAAUGGUACAUCAAGUGAAGAUGCAUGGAAUCAAACGAGUAUUGAAUUAACACAAGCUGCUGAAGCUCAUUGUCGUGCAUUUUUAAUAACACGUUUUAUUGAUUGGGUCAAAUCAAAACAUGGCAAAAUAUCAAAUGAAUUAUUUAUUGUGUUGUCACAAUUAUCAGAACUUUAUGCUGUCUAUUGGGUUCUUCAAAGAGUUGGUGAUUUUUUAAGAUUUUCAUGUCUUAAAUCAGAUGAUGUGCCGGUAUUACAAAAACGUCUUGAAGAAUUAUUAGCAGCAAUUAGACCAAAUGCUGUUGGUAUUGUUGAUGGUUUUGAUAUUAGAGAUGAAAUACUUGGUUCAACACUUGGUGCUUGGGAUGGUAAUGUUUAUGAAAGAUUAUAUGAAGAAGCUAUGAAAAGUCCACUCAAUCAAGAGAGUGUCAACAAAUCAUUCCAUUUAUAUUUAAAGCCACUUAUGAAAAGUCGUCUUUAAUAAAUUUAUAUAAUUUUACUAGCUUAGUCAAGCUAUUAAUUAUUAAUAAUGUCAAUUGAAAAUUUUUUAUAGAAACAAUUUACUUACUUUUGUACUCUACUCUAAAUUGUUUAUUUUAAAAUUUUUUUAAAUAAAUAUUGUUGAUAUAUUUAGAUAGUUUAUAAAUAUGUUGUAUUAAAAAAAAAAAAGAAAAUAUUAUGUCUUGGGUAUUAUAUAUUUAGAUAAUUAAAUAAAUAAAUUUAAAUUAUUAUCUUAUACAA